Molecule: messenger RNA, 495 nt
Organism: Acanthamoeba castellanii str. Neff
Lineage: Eukaryota; Discosea; Longamoebia; Acanthamoebidae
Product: response regulator receiver domain containing protein
Exons: 3
Coding region: 1-495 (164 amino acids)
Biological process (GO): phosphorelay signal transduction system
Source: RefSeq, a predicted model, not a curated record
AUGCUCAACUCGCUCGGCUGCGAGGCGAUCGUGGCGGCCAACGGCCUGGAAGCGGUCAACGCCGUCGAGCGACACUACGACGCCGGCAUUCGCGAGCACGCCGACGGGCCGGACCGCAAGACCGACGCCGGCGAACCGGCCUCAGAAAAAGAGAACGGCAGCGACGAGAGCAACCACGAGAAGGAAAGGAGAGCCAACCACAUCGACCUCGUACUGAUGGACUGUCAGAUGCCAGUGAUGGAUGGGUUCAAGGCGACGGCGAGGAUACGAAAGCUGGAGCGCCAGAUUGGCGAGCAACAGUCGGGAGACGCGGGAGCUGCGACGCCCCACAUCCCCAUCCUCGCGCUCACCGCAUCCGCCACGACUGAGUACCAGCAGAAGUGCGCGCGCCAGGGCAUGGACGACUUCCUCUCUAAGCCGCUGAAUCGGGCGACGCUGUCCAGAACGCUGGGCAAGUGGCUGCUCGGCGAUGAAGAGCAGGAGAAGCAAGCGUGA